Molecule: messenger RNA, 672 nt
Organism: Fonsecaea erecta
Lineage: Eukaryota; Fungi; Ascomycota; Eurotiomycetes; Chaetothyriales; Herpotrichiellaceae
Exons: 2
Coding region: 1-672 (223 amino acids)
Source: RefSeq, a predicted model, not a curated record
AUGCCGCCCAAGCCUUCUGUUCGGGGCGAAUACAUCGAAACAGAAACUGGCAACAAGAUCAGUCGCCGAGCCAGCGUCCUGGGCCCGCGCCAUAUCAUCCUUGCCGGGAAAUGUGUCAUUCAGCAGGACGUGGUGAUCCAUGGGGACCUCGUUCGACCUCCGCAGCCCAAGCCUGCCUCCCAACAGCAGCAGCCCGGCGACCAGAAGUCGGCGACGCAAGAUCAGACCUCGAUUCACCUGGGCCGCUAUGUCUUCAUCAGCCCCGGCUGCACCCUCCAUCCCCCUUCCCGCCUCACGACGGUCCCGAAUCCGAAUGGCGGUGAGCCGCAGCAGAUCAUGACCUACUUCAUGCUCCGCAUCUCUGACUACGUCUAUAUCGGCCCCAAUACACAUAUCCGUGCCGCAGAGAUUCGGAGUAAUGUCUGGAUAGGCGCGAACUGCACGAUCGGGAACAUGGUCAUGAUCAAGGACAACGUCAAAAUACUGGAUGGCACGGUUCUUCCCCCCAACACCGUCUGGGCUGGAGGCACCAUCAUCGCCGGACGCCCGGGGAGAGUUGUUGGAGAGAUUGGUGAAGGUUGGGCUGCUGGUGGGAGCAGUGGCUCUUCCGUGGACGAAGGAGUUGGCGUCAAGAGUAGAGAAAGAUGGGCCGCGGUUGGAAACAAGAGGUGA